GGAUCAAUGUUUGCGUCACUCUGCACGGUUGAACCAACAAUUAGGUUUAGGAUUCUUAGUUUCGUACUAACCUCACUCGGCCUCCCACCUUACCCUGAGCCCCUCUCUCGCUCCCACGCACCCAAGCUUCCCUCCCUUGUCCCGUUCGACUCUCUCUCUCUCUCUCUCUCUCUCUCUCUCUCUAAAACACUCAACGGCGGCCACAUCUCUCUCCGACUUCAUUACCCUCUCUCUUCUGUGAUUUCUGGUUUGCGUUCUGUCUCCGCUGUCGCUGCUGCUCUGUAAUCUCUCUCGGCCGGGGCUACAACAUCUGUACUCAGCCGUCGCUGCUACCUCUGAGCUCGUCGUCACCGCUGCUUCCCCUGAGCUGUUCUCCGUCGCUCUCUGCUCGUCGUAGUCUCCGGGCUCUGUGCAGCUGCAGGACCACCAUAAGAUAUUCAGUACCAGUUUUGCCAAAAUGAGGCAAGAUUUGAUCUACAAAGUCUCCAAAUGAGGUUUGCAUGCAAAGAUAUAUGCCAAAAAAAUGUUUGAAGCACACCUUGUAUAAGUAAAAGUGCAAUCAAUUCCUCAGCACCACAUAAAACUGUGAAAAGGCUGCUACAUUGUAAACCGCAUCUGGUGCAUAAAUUUUUCCUACACCACCUUGAACAUGAUGAAGGCUACUGCUGCAUUGCAUCCUUGUCUGAGCUCCUGCAGCUUCAAUUGCCGAUCGGCAUUAGGGCAGUUGGAAUGUGUUUGAUUAAUUAGGCCAUGAACAUGUUUGAAGCUUGCUUCUUUGGAGUGGGACUAAAGACGUAAUAGGAAUAGUGGAUUUGGUUUAGCCGGGGAGUCAAAGGGUAAGGUGGAGUCAACUUCCCAUGCAAUACUUCCCUUAACUAAACUUUGCGGUGUCAAUUAUCUCGACCCUUCAGCCAUCACUACAUUCCUUCAUAUGUUGUCACAAUGGGAGAGACUCAUAUUAUUUGAGUGUGAAUUGCUCCACUAUGCAUAUUUCAUGUUAAAGCAUUGCAUAACACUUCAUUUGCAUGUACCCGUUUUUGAAGCUAACACGAAUUCCUCACUCUUCACUCUCCUAUUGCUCUUUUCUCUUGGAUCAUUGUUCAUCCCAUAAUAAAUCAUUUGCCUUUCUCAGAACCCUCCAUGCUCAUUUCAUCAAAUUGGGUUUUAACUCGUAUUCAUAUCUGGGUAAUCGCUGUUUUGAUCUAUACUGUGAGUUUGGCCAAAUCAAUGAUGCCUUUAAGGUGUUUGAUGAAAUUACUUAUAAGAAUUUGACAUCAUGGAACAUUUGUCUGAAGGGGUUUCUCAAAAGUGGCCACCUUGGGGAGGCAUGCCACUUGUUUGAUGUAAUGCCUGUUAGAGAUGUUGUUAGUUGGAACACGAUGAUUUCCGAUUUUGCACAAAAUGGGUUUUAUUGUCAAGCCUUUGAGCUUUUUGUUGAGAUGCAGGGUACUGGUGUGAGGCCAAGUGAGUUCACUUUCUCAAUAAUGACGUCAAUUGUGUCAAGUCCCUGUCAUGCUAAGCAGGUCCACAGUAGGAUGAUCAGGAGUGGGAUUGAUUUGUCCAAUGUGGUGCUUGCAAACUCGGUGAUAGCUAUGUAUGGGAGACUCGGUCUUGUUGAUUAUUGCUUUGGUGUGAUUUUGACCAUGGAGAACUUUGAUGUUAUAUCUUGGAACUCUUUGAUAUGGGCCUGUUGUAGAGCUGGAUAUCCAGAGUUGUCUCUUGAGCAGUUUCAUCAGAUGAGAGCUAUGGAGUUUUUACCUGACCAGUUUACAUGUUCGAUAUUGAUGACUGUCUGUUCUAACUUGCAGGAUUUGGGAAGGGGUAAGCAAGUUUUCACCCUUUGUUUCAAGUUGGGAUUUGUUUCGAAUAGCACUGUGUCAAGUGCUGCUAUUGCCCUCUUUUCUAGAUGCAACAGAUUGGAGGACUCCAUCCAGCUCUUCAAAGAACAAGAUCAAUGGGAUUCAGUUUUAUGCAAUUCAAUGAUUUCGAGCUACACGAAACAUGAUUUAGUGGAGGAUGCAUUGCAACUCUUUAUGCUGACCCUGAGGAAGAAUAUCAGACCAACGGAAUACAUGAUCAGUUGUCUUCUGAGUUCAGUUUCAAUUUUCAUGCCAGUUGAAGUAGGUAAUCAAAUCCAUUCUCUGGUUCCUAAAUUAGGUUUCGAGUCAGAAGUAGUUGUUGCCAGUUCUCUUGUUCAUAUGUAUGCAAAAUUUGGAUUUAUUGAUGAUGCCUUAAACAUCUUCAAUGAAAUGAAAAUAAAGGAUUUGGUGUCAUGGAAUACAAUAAUGAUGGGAACGACUUACAAUGGCAAAGUGCCUGUAACCAUGAAGCUCUUUAAGGAGUUAAUUGGAGAACCUACACCACCAGAUAGAAUUACACUUGCUGCAGUUCUUCGAGCAUGCAACUAUGGAUGUUUGGUUGAUGAAGCAAUUAAAAUAUUAUUAUCAAUGGAGAAGGAAUUUGGCGUAGAACCUGGGGAAGAACACUAUGCUUAUGCUGUGGAGUUGUUGAGUCAAGCUGGUAUGAUCAAAGAAGCGAUGGACAUUAUUGAAACAAUGCAAUGUAAAACCCCCUCCAACAUUUGGAGAUCAGUUCUUUCUGCAUGCGCAAUCCAUGAAGACUUGUGUGUUAUUGAAAGAGUUGCAGAGAGAGUAACAAAAAGCGAACCGCAGACAUUGUUACCAUAUUUGGUGUUGGCUCGGGCUUAUCAGAUGAGGGGCAAAUGGGAGAGCUCAAUUCGAGCCAGGAAGGCCGUGGAACAAAAAGGUGCUAAAGAGUUCAUUGGAUACAGUUGUGUAGGGAUAAAAAAUCAGCACUCAGCGGCUUAUUGCAAAAACUACUCAUCAGCUUGCCUUCUCCAAUCAUUGCAUUUUGAGUCUACAAAAGCUGAGGUGGCACAAUUGGAGUUGCAGCAGUAUUUCGUCGACCAUGGUGAUGAACUGAUGAUAACCAGAAUGGGACAAUGACAAUGGAACAGAAGAGAUCCAUGAAUCAAGUUGCAUGGGUCCUUUUGUUACCAACUUUGUAAAUUCCCAUUGUGCCAUUGUGGCAGUCUAAUGCUAGCUGACAUUGCGCUAAUGAUGUAAAACUCAAUUUAGCCAUUAUUUGCACUAAAUUGAAUGAUCUAACAUCUAUGAAAUUUAGUUUAUAGAGCUACCAAAUUAAGUCCCUUAAAAGACUAAAUUAAGUUCCACACUUUUAAUGUUAUGUGAGCUAGAUGUUAAAUUGUCACAAUUUGCAUAUAAACAUUCCGUUAAAUAUUGUGAUGACAGAAAGAUCAUCUUGAUUCAUGGUUGUAAAACUCAGAUCAAUUGAGGCUUAUCUCUUUUAAAAAGACUAAUUUGAUUUAUUGACUAUGUAAUAAUUUUUAUUAUUUUGAAUCCUUUUUAUACAUGUGUAAAAAAUGAUUAUUUUUUGAUGUAAGAAUAUUCAAUUAGAUACAUGUAUAAAGAGUUUUUUCAUUUACACCAAACAGAAUGGGUUACGUGUAGAGACUAACAAGCAAUUAUUACAAGCAAGUAUUUAUGACCAAGAAGUUACAACCAUAUCGAGUUCUUAAUUAAAUACUUGAUAAAUGAUAAUAAUCAUUGAACAAAGGGGUGAAAUAAAGAAUAAAUAAAUCUUAAUAUUUCAACAACUACUAAAUGUAUAUAUAUAUAACGGAAAAGGAUCCUCUCCAAUUUUUUUAACAAUUGAUAGAAUACAGUGUGAUCUCUCACCUUUGAUUUUAUGAGUGAGACCAGAAAUAAAUAAGAGAGGAAGAGCAAUGAAUGGUUAGAUUGAACACUGGAUACCAUCCAGUUUUUUUCUCACCGGAGAGGAUCCACUCCCUAUAUAUAACAAAUAUCAAAUGAACAAAAGAAUUCAAGACCUGUCCAAUAACUUAGGAUUGCCUAACAAUUCUGUAUACUCUAAAAUAAAAGAGAGAACUAACUAGUUUAAUUUACAUGCAAUCUGUUCCUGAUAAGUCUGAGCCUAAGCCUAACACUUAAGAUCGCUUCUUAUCAUAACUAUGAAGGGAUGGCGAUUGAGGACUCUUUGAAGAGGGGGAGGGUUCUCCUUCCGGCGGAAAAUCGGAGAGCAAAGCCAGCAUCUGCCGAAUGCUCACAGACCGUGCAGGUUUGAAGCUGUGGGUUCUCUUGAUGUUCUUGGAAAAGAUAUUUGAUGAAUUUGAAAGGAUAAGGUAUACCAAAGCUUGUACUAGGAAGAACACUGCCACCUUCAACAGGAUGUCACCUAAGCUGCUCUCCAUAGUUAUAAA
Messenger RNA from Arachis ipaensis, 4261 nucleotides. NCBI's taxonomy places the organism in Eukaryota, Viridiplantae, Streptophyta, Magnoliopsida, Fabales, Fabaceae. The record is from RefSeq and is a predicted model, not a curated record.